CCCCGCCGCCGCCGCCGCCGCCGCAGACCGGCUCCCGGCUCGGCGCGGCGCGGCUCGGCCCGCUCGGCCCCGCCAUGUCGCAGGUGCUGCCCUACGGCGAGGACAAGGUGGGCCGCUACGGCGCCGAGCCCGAGGCGGGGGAGCUGCCCUUCAGCUGCCGCCUGCAGGACACCAACGCCUUCUUCGGGGGCAACCAGGGCAAGCGGCCCCCCAAGCUGGGACAGAUCGGCCGCGCCAAGAGAGUGGUGAUCGAGGAUGACCGGAUAGACGAGGUGCUCAAGGGCAUGACGGAGAAGUCGCCGCCGGGGGUGUAAGCCGGGACCCGCCGCCAGGACCCGCCGGCCGAGCCCCGCUCCAGCCCGCCGCCCCGCAUGCUGGCUGGACCGCCGACGAGGAGGGGGAGGCCAUGCCCGCUGCCCCCCCCGGCCCGGGGGGGGGCCCUGCAGCCACCACCACCCCCCCCCGAGCCAUGCACUUUACCCCUCCGCCUCCCCCGGGGCCGGGACAAACCGCCGAGCCCCCCACCCUGGGCGAAGACCCCCCUCCCCGGGGAAGGGGUCCAGCCCCCUGCUCUGCGGCGCGUCCCCCCAAUCCUCCUUGGCGGAGGGUCCCCGAAUUCCGGGGCGACCCGGCCCCAUGAGCGGAGGGGGGAGCGCUGCUGUCCAGAGACAUUUUUUGCUCCAUCGUUUUUUGCAUGAGCUUGGUGGCCCGGGCGGCCGGCCCGGGGGCCGAGGGUCAGCCCCACCACUCCGGCACGCUUCUUUUUAAACAGAAACUCCUCAUAUUUGUAUUUUUAUAUCCGAAUCUUUGUUAAAAA
Vidua chalybeata is the source of this 817-nucleotide messenger RNA. RefSeq names its product calcium/calmodulin dependent protein kinase II inhibitor 2 (gene CAMK2N2). Lineage: Eukaryota; Metazoa; Chordata; Aves; Passeriformes; Viduidae. The record is from RefSeq and is a predicted model, not a curated record. The coding region runs from base 75 to 314 and encodes 79 amino acids. Gene Ontology annotation, molecular function: calcium-dependent protein kinase inhibitor activity; protein kinase binding. The transcript is spliced from 2 exons. Gene Ontology annotation, biological process: negative regulation of protein kinase activity.